This is a messenger RNA of Vombatus ursinus (common wombat), 7882 nucleotides long. It is a transcript of the gene NUP210, whose product is annotated as nucleoporin 210. The transcript is spliced from 40 exons. Lineage: Eukaryota; Metazoa; Chordata; Mammalia; Diprotodontia; Vombatidae. The record is from RefSeq and is a predicted model, not a curated record. Gene Ontology annotation, cellular component: nuclear pore. The coding region runs from base 23 to 5896 and encodes 1957 amino acids.
AGUUGCAUUCAGAUCUGGAGGGAUGUCCCACGCCCCUCCCCCUCCACGCCUUAUCACCUGCUGCCGGGGCAGCGGCAGCGCGGUCCUCCUGCCGGCUAGGCUGUCGGGUGCUUUGGGGCGGGGUGGGAGGGAGCCAGCCAGCCUGCUACAGGCCGAGAGGGAGCUAGCGAGCGAGCAAGCCCGGCGCCGGCUGGGGAGCAAGGGAGGAGGGAGGAUGGCAGCUCGGGCCCAGGGGCCGCCAAGGGGCUGGCGGCUAUCGCCGCCACUGCUGUUGCUACUGCUGCUGCUAGCGGACCGCGCCGCCGCCUCCAAGCUCAACAUACCCAAAGUGCUGCUACCCUUCACGCGGGGCACCCGCAUCAACUUCACACUGGAGGCCUCGGAGGGCUGCUACCGCUGGUCAUCUACCAGACCAGAAGUGGCCAGUAUUGAACCUGUGGAUCUGGAUGAACGGCAAUGCUCUCAAAAGGCAGUUGUGCAGGCCCGUCUAUCACAGCCAACCCGCCUCACCACAAUCAUCUUUGCAGAAGAUAUCAUGACCGGCCAGGUUCUGCGUUGUGAUGCUAUUGUGGACAUCAUCCAUGGCAUUCAGAUUGUUUCCACCACCCGAGAACUCUACCUUGAAGACUCUCCCUUGGAACUGAAAAUUCAGGCUCUGGAUUCAGAAGGCAACACAUUCAGCACUUUGGCUGGGCUGGUUUUUGAUUGGACAAUAGUAAAGGAUACAGAAGCUGAUGGUUUCUCAGACUCUCAUAAUGCACUCAGGAUCCUCAAAUUUUUAGAGUCUACUUACAUACCUCCUUCCUACAUAUCAGAGAUGGAGAAAGUGGCCAAGCAAGGAGACACAAUUUUGGUGUCUGGAAUGAAGACAGGGAGUUCCAAGUUGAAAGCACGGAUUCAAGAAGUGGUGUAUAAGAAUGUCCAUCCUGCAGAAGUCAGGCUGCUAAUUUUGGAGAACAUCCUUCUGAACCCAGCUUAUGACAUUUAUCUGCUGGUGGGAACCUCUAUUCACUACAAGGUCCAGAAAAUCAGACAAGGAAAAAUUACAGAAUUAAUGAUGCCUUCUGAUCAGUAUGAACUGCAACUCCAGAAUAACAUACUCGGCCCCGAGGGAGACCCAACACGGCCUGUCGCCAGGUUGAUUCAGGCGACAUCAACAGUCACUGCAUUGCAGCAGGGACAGACCAACCUGGUGCUGGGACACAAAAGCAUUCGUAUGCAGGGUGCUUCCAGAUUACCUAACAGCACUAUUUAUGUUGUGGAACCUGGAUACUUGGGCUUCACAAUUCAUCCUGGGGACAGAUGGGUCCUUGAAACUGGCCGAUUUUAUGAAAUCACCAUCGAGGUGUAUGAUAAAUCAAGUAACAAGGUGUAUUUAUCGGAUAAUAUCAGAAUUGAUACCGCAUUGCCUCGGGAAUAUUUUGAGGUGCUUAAGUCCUCCCAGAAUGGUUCAUACCAUCAAGUCAAGGCAAUAAAAAAGGGACAGACAGUGAUUGAUGCAGCCCUCACCUCUGUGGUGGAUCAGGAUGGAGGUGUCCACACAUUACCAGUCCCUGUCCGGAAUCAACAGGAGGUUGAAAUUUAUGUCCCCAUCACCCUUUCACCAAGCAUCCUGACUUUUCCAUGGCAGCCCAAAACAGGAGCCUAUCAAUACACAAUAAAGGCCUAUGGUGGGAGUGGAAACUUCACCUGGUCCUCAUCGAGCCACAUGGUAGCCACGGUCACAGUCAAGGGUGUAAUGACGACCAGCAGUGACAUUGGUGUCAGCGUGAUCCAGGCACACGAUGUGCAGAAUCCCUUACAUUAUGGAGACAUGAAGGUGUAUGUAAUAGAGCCCAGCAGCAUGGAGUUUAUACCUUGCCAGGUGGAAGCACGGGUGGGCCAAACCCUGGAGCUUCCCCUGAGGAUCAAUGGUCUCAUGCCAGGGGAAGUCAAUGAGGUGGUCACUCUGAGUGACUGUUCACACUUUGACCUGAUGGUGGAUGUGGAGAAUCAUGGAGUAUUCCAGCCGCUCCCAGGGAGACUUAAGCCAGGGUCAGAUUACUGCAGUGGUGUCCGGGUUAGAGCUGAAAUCCAGGGGUAUACCACGCUGCUCGUGAGCUACAAACACGGUCACAUUCACCUGAGUGCCAAGAUUACCAUCGCUGCCUACCUCCCACUGAAGACUAUUGAUCCUUCUUCUGUGGCUUUGGUGACAUUGGGUUCUUCCAAAGAGAUGUUAUUUGAAGGGGGUCCUAAGCCCUGGGUCCUAGAGCCUUCCAAAUUCUUCCGAAACAUCACCUCAGAAGAUGCUGAGAGCAUUGCUCUGUCCCUAUUUGGUCCCCCUGCAUCCCGGAACUACCUGCAGCAUUGGAUCCGAGUGACCUGCAAAUCCUUGGGAGAACAGGUCAUCGCUCUCACAGUUGGAAACAAGCCCAGUGUCACCAACCCCUUCCCAGCCACAGAGCCAGCCGUAGUGAAGUUUAUCUGUGCCCCGCCUUCAAGACUCACCCUUACACCUGUCUACGCUAGUCCUCAGCUGGAUCUGUCCUGCCCUUUGAUGCAACAGAACAAACAAGUGGUGCCCGUUUCGAAUUAUCGAAACCCUGACCUAGACUUGGCUGCUUAUGAUCAACAAGGUCGUCGAUUUGACAAUUUCAGUUCCUUGAACAUCAAAUGGGAGUCCACUAAGCCCUCUCUGGCCAGCAUUGAACCCAACCUGCCAAUGCAACUGAUAUUGAAAGAUGACGGGAGCAGCCAAAAGAAGCUUCAUGGCUUGCAGACUGUCUCUGUUUACCAUGAAUCAGGAACCACUGCAAUUUCUGCUACAGCUGCCGGCUACCAUCAUUCUCAUCUCAGUGCAGCCAAAAUACAGCUACCGUAUGAACCUCUUGUGCCUGUCUCAGCAACCAUUGAGCUUAUUCUUGUGGAAGAUGUGAAAGUGACCCCCCAUGAUAUAACCAUCUACAACCAUCCUGGUGUUCAGGCUGAACUCCUCAUUAAAGAAGGCUCUGGGUACUUUUUCAUCAACACCAGCAUCACAAACAUUGUCAAAGUGUCUUACCAAGAAGCUAGAGGCAUUGCUAUGGUGUAUCCAUUAUUCCCAGGAAUGUUAACAGUCAUGAUUCACGACUUGUGUUUGGCGUUCCCGGCACCUGCAAAGGCCGAAAUCCACGUAUCAGAUAUUCAGGAAUUGUAUGUCCGAGUGGUUGACAAGGUGGAGAUUGGGAAGACUGUCAAGGCAUAUGUCCGAGUACUGGAUUUCUCCAAAAAGCCUUUUCUGGCCAAAUAUUUCUCCUUCAUGGACUUGAAACUCCGAGCAGCAUCCCAGAUUGUUACACUAGAGGCCCUUGAUGAAGCAUUUGAUGACUAUACUGCCACAUUUCUUGUCCAUGGGGCAGCCAUUGGGCAGACCAGCCUAACAGCAACCGUGACUGAUAAAGUUGGACAAAAAAUCAACUCUGCCCCACAGCAAAUUGAGGUAUUUCCUCCCUUCAGACUGAUACCAAGAAAAGUGACUUUAAUCAUUGGUGCAAUGAUGCAGAUCACUUCAGAGGGAGGUCCCCAACCUCAAUCCAACAUCAUUUUCUCCAUCAGUGAUGAGAGGAUUGCUUCAGUGAACAGCACUGGUCUGGUCAAGGGCCUCACCAUUGGCAAUGGAACAGUAUCAGGGCUUGUUCAAGCUGUUGAUGCAGAGAGUGGAAAAGUUGUCAUAGUGUCUCAGGAUCGAGUAGAUGUGGAGGUGGUAUAUCUCAAGGCUGUGAGAAUCCGAGCUCCCAUCACAAGAAUGAAGACAGGGACCCAGAUGCCGGUCUACGUCACAGGUAUCACCAACAGCCAAAGCCCUUUCUCCUUUGGAAAUGCCAUACCGGGGCUAACUUUUCACUGGUCUGUCACCAAGAGAGACAUCCUGGACAUCAGGGCAAGACAUAACGAGGCGUCUCUCCGGCUCCCAUCCAAGUAUAACUUCGCUAUGAGUGUUCACGGCCGAGUGAAGGGAAGAACAGGUUUGAAGGUUGUGGUCAAAACCCUGGACCCCUCAGCAGGACAGUUCUAUGGCUUGGCAAGGGAGCUCUCAGAUGAAAUCCAGAUCCAGGUAUUUGAAAAGCUUCUACUGCUUAAUCCUGAAAUAGAAGCCGAACAAAUAUUAAUGUCGCCAAACUCAUUUAUAAAACUUCAGACAAACAGGGAUGGAGUUGCAUCUCUGAGUUACCGCAUUCUGGAUGGACCAGAAAAGGUUCCUGUCGUGUACAUCGAUGAAAAAGGCUUCCUGGUAUCUGGAUCGUUAAUUGGGACAUCAACAAUUGAAGUGAUUUCACAAGAGCCGUUUGGAGUCAACCAGACAAUUAUUGUAGCUGUGAAGGUGUCUCCUGUUUCGUACCUGAGGAUUUCAGUAAGCCCUGUUCUGCAUGCCCAGAAUAAGGAGGUUUUGGCAGCUUUACCUUUGGGAAUGACCUUGACCUUCACUGUGCAUUUUCACGACAAUUCCGGGGAGAUUUUCCAUGCACACAACUCUGUCCUCAACUUUGCAACUAACAGAGAUGACUUUGUCCAGAUCGGGAAGGGAACUACCAAUAACACCUGUGUUAUCCGCACCAUCAAUGUUGGCCUGACUCUGCUUGCUGUGUGGGACAUGGAGCAUACUGGCCUCUCAGAUUAUGUACCUCUGCCUGUCCAGCAGGUCAUCUCUCCAGAACUUAUUGGGACUGUGGUAGUAGGCGAUGUCCUCUGUUUGAGCACCAUCCUGAUAAACCCUGAUGGUCUCUCAGGAACAUGGAGCUCUUCAGCCAACAGUAUUCUCCAAGUUGACCCCAAGACUGGUGUGGCUGUGGCCAGAGACUCUGGAGCUGUGACUCUUUAUUAUGAGAUUGCUGGACUUCUCAGAACAUAUAAGGAGAUCUGGAUUAGCAGCCCCCAGAAGAUUGUGGCCACCCAUGUCAGUGGCAUUCCAACCAACUUUCAGGGUAUCACUGCUUCCAAAGUGAUAGUUGUAACUGGAGAAAGAAGCACCAACCUGAGAGGGGAAUGCUCACCAGCCCAGGUGGAGACCAUUGUUGAACUUCACCCCGAAACUCUCGUCAGCUGUCAGCUCCAGUUCAACCAGGAAGUAUUUGAUUUUCCAGCAUAUGACAUUUUCACUACAGAAGCUGGUUUUGAUGCAUCUCUAGGCCAGUACACCUGCUCCAUCAUGAUGCACAGGCUUACAGACAAGCAGCUCAAACACCUCAGCAUGAGGAAGACAGCUCUCGUGGUCACGGCUUCUCUCCAAGACAGCCACUUCUCCGGAGAGCAGAUCAGCGCCGAAGUACCCUUCAACCCUGGCCUUUAUGCUGACCAAACUGAAAUCCUCUUAAGUAACCACUAUAUGAGCUCAGAGGUCAAAAUAUUUGGAGCCAUGGAAAUUCUUGAGAAUCUUGAGGUGAAAUCUGGGUCACCAGCAGUGGUUGCCUUUGUGAAGGAGAAGUCCUAUGGAUUGCCCAGCUUUGUCACCUACACCAUCAGCAUCUCUGAUCCAGUAGUCCUCAGCCAGAGAUCCUCAUCUACUACACUGACCAUUUCUAGCCCCAUGACAGACCAAUCCAUCACUCUCCCAGUCAACAUGGUCUAUAUGACUGACAGGAGAGGCCCUGGCCAGCAAGGUACCAGCCUAUUCCAACACUUCCUCGACUCCUAUCAAGUUAUGUUCUUCACGCUUUUUGCACUGCUGGCAGGGACAGCUAUUAUGAUCAUAGUUUACCAUGCAGUUUUCUCGCCCAAAGAACACAACACACACCCUGCCUUCACCCCGAGAACAAGCCCUUCACAUAGUCCUAACAGCUUCGUUGCUCCCAGUCCGAUGCCUUUCAGCACUCUGCCCCACAAUCGAAAAACCAGCCCACCCUUCAGGCUCUGGAGCCCUGAUUAUGCCUCCCAUUAGAAUCUGAUGAAAGAAGCUGACCCCAGAAAAAAAACGACCAUUCGGAAAAAAACACAGAAAGACUUUUAGUGCCUUUAAUAAUAACCAGAUAAAUGUAUUCACACUGGAGACAUCCCAAUGAGAUUGGAGUAUAUCUCAAGUUGGAUCUGAUGCGUCGAGAUGUGAUAGUUCUGUGUUUUAACCGGUGCUUCUUAGCUUCUUUAAAAAAAAUGCAUAGUUCUUUUCCAUGUUCCCAUAGAUUCUUAAAGUCCUAGAAACUCUCUGCAUCAGUCUUUCGUUUUAGGAACAGGUUGCUCAAGGUUCCUGGACGAUGCUCCUUUCUUUAUCCCCCCUUAUGUCACUAAACUUGUGCUGUUUCACAUGCCUGGGUCAGUUAGAGGCUUCAUUUAAAGUCUGUAGUAGAGAAGGCUAAAAGCCAAUCUAAUGUGGUAGGGCCAUAUGCCUUGAGGAAGGGGCUUUUUUUUUUUUUCGCAUUUCAUUUUCUCCCUGUGAAAACUAAUUCCCCCUUAGCAUGGCUGUUAAGAAGGGAAGUAGUGAAAUGGAAAAAAUGUGAAUAUCCUGUGUUCUGAAGGCCUCAAUUUUUCUUUUUGAGUCUAAAUCAUAGUGUCAGGAAGACUCAGGAAUGCACUGCCCUGCUGGGUGCUCUCAAUAUUUUAGCCUUACAAUGUGACUCAGAAUUAUCAUUUAGAAAUGGGCAUUUAUUUUCCUUUGCAAAUGUGAAUAGAGUCUGUCUUCUAUGUUUAAAAAAGGAAAAAAAAAUAAGUAUUAACAUGGCAUCUUUUGUCUACAGCCAUGGCCUCUUACCCUGUAUAGCAGACAUCUCAUGCUAGAGAUGAGCUUAGCUGGCAUCUUCUUAGUGCAAGGAUGGUGCUUUCAUUAUUCAGGAAACACUGUUCAUCAGAAGGAUGGGAUGUGUUAGGGGAUUUUUUCAUUUUUUUUUAAGUUGCUGUUUUGUCCUGUUAAAGCACAAAGUUGUAGUUGUGUGUUUUUUUAUUUUUUUUUUAGACAUCCAAGUACCUCAGCAGACACUGAGCCUCUGUCUUUCUCCACUAUAAAAGGAUGACCAUCCUUUUUCUGGGGGUCCUUUAGCUAAUCUCAUAGGAGUGAAUCUCUGGGAUUUGCUGGCCUCCCUACAAAGUGCACUGAGCUCUUCUACACCAAGGGACAGGAGACAGGGAGGCGGGGGAGAGGGGCAGUUUGCUUCAGCUCUGAGAAACUCCUUAUAGAGAACAAGAUGGCUGGAAAGCCUGAGGGAGUGGUGGGAGAUUGAGAAAGGGUUGGGGACCUGAGAACUCCUUGUAGAGAACGAGAUGGCUGGAAAGCCCAAGGGAAUGUUAGGAGAUUGAGAAAGGGUUGGGGACGUUGGUGGAGUAUGGGGAAGGCAGUAUAGUGCCCCCACCAACCCCAACAAUAAAUUCAGAACACCAUUCAUAAGACUGAAAUGUUAACUCAAUCUUGGAAGAAACUUCCUUCUUAGUUAUCAACAUAAGGCUCUCAGAAAUGUAGCUACCAAUCCUUGAGACUGUGACUUGAAACAUAGCCUACAUUUGUCUUUGUCCAUAGAGUGGUGACCACUGGCUGAGUGGGCAAUGGCCCUCCUGAAAAUAGAGCUAAACAGAUUUUUCCUCAAAACAUGGCCACACCAUGGUCAGAAAAUCCACUUGCCCCUUUCCAGUAGAGAACGAACCAAAUGUAUAAGAUGAUCUUGUAGGUCCCCAUUAGAACUGUGGAUUUAUAUAAUGACAGUCUCUGUGACACUCUUUGUUGUCUUUUUUUUAAUAUAUAUAUGAUGUAAUUAGCCAUUGAGAAAGCAGUGUGAUGUCACCCUCUUCCUUCAGUGUAGGGUUAUAUAAUUUAUUUUCCAUUGCAUAAAGAAGGAAGAAUUGUGCCUUGUGUACUACAUGAGCUUGAAACUGACAACUUGGAUGUAAAUAUGAGCAUUUCUACUUGCUUUAUUUAAUAAAGCUGUAUGAGAUUCUUUACUCA